Drosophila busckii is the source of this 4070-nucleotide messenger RNA. It is a transcript of the gene GABA-B-R1, whose product is annotated as gamma-aminobutyric acid type B receptor subunit 1. Bases 158 to 2692 code for a protein of 844 amino acids. The record is from RefSeq and is a predicted model, not a curated record. The transcript has 16 exons. Gene Ontology annotation, cellular component: membrane; G protein-coupled receptor heterodimeric complex. Lineage: Eukaryota; Metazoa; Arthropoda; Insecta; Diptera; Drosophilidae. Gene Ontology annotation, molecular function: G protein-coupled GABA receptor activity. Gene Ontology annotation, biological process: G protein-coupled receptor signaling pathway; gamma-aminobutyric acid signaling pathway.
UAUUGCCGGCCAAGGCAGCCAAAGCCAAACCCAGUGCCACAAGCAUAUAACAAGCAGCAAUCGAACUACCACCAGCAGCAGCAGCAGCAGCAGCUAUAGCGGCGGCAACAGCAAUCAACAAAAUCGCAGCACAUUUUUGAAAGGCAUACGCAAAGAUAUGACAAGUGAUGGUGCUGUUACGUUUUGGAUAUUUUUGCUUUGUUUGAUCGGCUCUCCGCAGCUGGAGGGCAGUGAGGCGGGCAGGCCGGAUGAGCUGCACAUAGGCGGCAUAUUUCCCAUUGCCGGCAAAGGAGGAUGGCAGGGUGGGCAGGCGUGCAUGCCGGCGGCAAGACUGGCAUUGGAUGAUGUCAACAAGGAGCCAAAUCUACUGCCAGGCUUCAAGCUAAUCCUGCACAGCAAUGACAGCGAGUGUGAGCCUGGGCUGGGCGCCAGCGUAAUGUACAAUCUCCUAUAUAAUAAGCCACAAAAGCUUAUGCUGCUGGCGGGUUGCAGCACAGUGUGCACCACUGUGGCUGAGGCGGCCAAAAUGUGGAAUUUAAUUGUGCUUUGUUAUGGCGCCUCGAGUCCCGCACUCUCUGACCGCAAGCGUUUCCCAACACUGUUUCGCACACACCCGUCGGCCACAGUGCAUAAUCCAACGCGCAUCAAACUGAUGAAAAAGUUCGGCUGGUCCCGUGUGGCCAUUUUACAGCAGGCCGAGGAAGUAUUCAUAUCGACUGUGGAAGAUCUCGAGAAUCGCUGCAUGGAAGCUGGCGUCGAAAUCGUAACUAGACAAUCAUUUCUAUCCGAUCCAACAGACGCCGUACGCAAUCUUAGACGCCAGGAUGCACGCAUUAUAGUGGGACUCUUCUACGUGGUCGCAGCGAGACGAGUGCUCUGCGAGAUGUACAAACAGCAGCUUUACGGACGUGCCCAUGUUUGGUUCUUCAUAGGUUGGUAUGAAGACAACUGGUAUGAGGUAAACCUAGAAAAUGAAGGGAUUACUUGUACCGUGGAGCAAAUGAGAAUUGCUGCCCAGGGGCAUCUAACCACAGAAGCGCUAAUGUGGAACCAAAACAAUCAGACAACAAUAUCCGGAAUGACGGCUGAAGAGUUUCGUCAUCGACUGAACCAUGCGCUUAUUGAGGAGGGCUAUGACAUUAAUCACGAUCGCUAUCCGGAGGGCUAUCAGGAGGCACCGCUGGCCUAUGAUGCUGUCUGGAGCGUGGCAUUAGCUUUCAACAAGACAAUGGAACGCCUAACAACCAGAAAUAAAUCAUUAAGAAACUUUACCUACACAGACAAGGAAAUCGCAGAUGAUAUUUAUGCGGCCAUGAAUUCGACCCAAUUUUUGGGUGUAUCGGGUGUGGUGGCAUUUAGUUCGCAAGGCGAUCGAAUUGCGCUGACACAAAUUGAACAGAUGGUAAAUGGAAAAUAUGAGAAGCUGGGUUACUACGACACACAACUGGAUAAUCUAACGUGGCUAAAUAUGGAGCAAUGGAUAGGUGGCAAGGUCCCACAAGAUCGCACCAUUGUCACUCAUGUGCUGCGCACAGUAUCUUUACCGUUAUUCGUGUGCAUGUGCACCAUUUCUAGCUGUGGCAUCUUUGUGGCCUUUGCCCUGAUUAUAUUCAAUAUAUGGAAUAAACAUAGAAGAGUCAUACAAUCCUCACAUCCAGUAUGCAAUACGAUAAUGCUAUUUGGUGUGAUCAUUUGCCUUACAUCGGUCAUACUACUGGGCAUGGAUGGACGCUUUGUUAUGCCGCAUGAAUAUCCAAAAAUUUGUCAAGCUCGAGCUUGGUUAUUAUCCACCGGUUUUACAUUAGCAUAUGGUGCUAUGUUCAGCAAAGUCUGGCGUGUGCAUCGAUUUACAACAAAAGCGAAAACUGACCCUAAGAAAAAAGUGGAACCUUGGAAGCUAUACACCAUGGUUUCGGGCCUCUUAUCAGUAGAUUUAGUGAUAUUACUAUCUUGGCAGAUCUUUGAUCCGCUGCAGCGUAAGCUCGAAACAUUCCCACUCGAAGAUCCAGUAUCUACAACUGAUGAUAUUAAAAUACGUCCAGAGCUUGAGCAUUGCGAAAGUACACAUAAUACAAUGUGGUUAGGACUUGUCUAUGGCUUUAAAGGCUUAAUACUCGUAUUUGGCUUGUUCUUGGCUUAUGAGACGCGCUCGAUUAAGGUCAAGCAGAUCAACGAUUCGCGCUAUGUGGGCAUGAGCAUCUAUAAUGUGGUUGUGCUCUGUCUGAUAACAGCGCCAGUGGGCAUGGUUAUUGCAUCGCAGCAGGACGCUUCAUUCGCCUUUGUUGCACUAGCUGUGAUAUUCUGUUGUUUCCUAAGCAUGCUGCUGAUAUUUGUGCCAAAGGUUAUUGAGGUCAUAAGACAUCCCAAGGAUAAAGCCGAAUCUAAAUACAAUCCAGACUCGGCCAUAUCCAAAGAGGAUGAAGAACGCUAUCAAAAGCUGGUUACCGAAAAUGAGGAGCUACAACGAUUGAUAACACAGAAAGAGGAAAAGAUCCGUGUACUUAGGCAGCGCUUGGUCGAGCGUGACGUCAAUACAAAGAGCACAGAACUGAAUGGCGGCGGCACGGCAACCACUUCGCUUGCUAUGCAGCCUCAGCCAGCUUCAAUCAUCAACGCAUCUGCCUCCUCCACACAUGCCACGCCCGCAGCAACACUCGCAAUCACACAAGAUACUCAUGAGCACCGUACAUGAAAAAACUUGUCAAUUUCCUUUGCGUGAUAGGUGAAUUAUACAAAUGAGAGAUGAUGCUUAAUCAAUAUCUAAGAUUAAUAAAUCAUGUAUGUAAACAAGUAAACUUAAUGAACUUUGUAUCAACUUUAAGCUGAGCUAAAAAAGUGAAUUGUUAGCAGCAAUUUUGUAGAUUUACUGAACAUAAAACAUGAAGAAAGAAAAAAUAUGUAUUGUACCUUAAACGUGUUUAGUAAGUACUUAAAUUAUAACGAAAUACUUUUAACUUAACAAAUUAAAAAAAAAAAAACAAGAAAUUAACGAUAUUAGAAUGUGAACUAUAAAAAAUUGUUAGGCUUUAAAGUUGAAACACGAAAACCAAACAUAGUCAUUAUACCAGAGUUAAGUAUUAUGAGAAACUUAUAUAUAUAUAUAUGUACAUCAUGUUACAGUUAGUAAUUUUUAAACAAAAAACAAUGCAAGCAAAUCAAUUGUUGUGUUUAGUAUUAAAUAUGUUUUGUCUAAUGAGUAUUUGUUUCCCAUAAACCUUUUUUUGCUCAGCGCUGUCUCCUAGAGUCCCAUAUAAACACACUCACUCACACACACAUACACUCUUACACUCACACACACAGACACAAACGCACACCUAAAUACUUUUCCUUAGGCGGCCUUUUACCUUCAAAUGAGGCCGCAGCAAUACGAGCUCCUAGACUUCAGACUCCUUCAAGGUUUGGCCUAAUUAUCUACUCGCAACUUAGCCCUAAGUUAGUGUUAGUUUAUUGUAUAGUUCAUGUACAUGGUGUAUAUGUAUGUAUGUGUGUAAAUUUUUGCGCGCCUGUCCAAAAUAUUAUAAAAACAAAACAAAAAACUCGUACUUACAUUACAUGCACUCGAAGUAACUCUUGUAAUAGUUUAAAUUUUCUGUGAGUCGUAAGUAGCACAAAUCGUAAACCUAGCAAAUCUUACAUUAGCUAAAGAGAAACGCAUAGUCUUAGAUCUAGACUCUAGUAUAGCAACAAAAGUUAAUAUUUACAUCCUUAGGGAAUGUUGAAUGCGGCAGUUGAAAUGCUCAAGCAACGUUUUAAUUUGUAUGUAUGUAUGUAUGUACUGUUAUACUAUACAUAGCGAAACGAUUAAUUAUGAAAGCAGCAAAUAGAGAGAGUAAAAUUUUUGAACAUACUGAAAGUUCUAAAAUUGCAUUUAUAAAAUUAUACACAUAUAUACACAGAAAAAUGAAGAAUUAGUGCAUAAUUGUGAAAUGAUGAAUGCGUCGUUGUAUAAAAAUAGGAAUUGACAUUAUUUAAAGAGAAACUGAAACCUAAUUGACAAAACAAACUAAACUAAUAAAACUAAUUUGGAAUUCUUUUUUUAAAUCAAAUCAAUCACUCUUAUCCAUCACAAA